Messenger RNA from Parnassius mnemosyne (clouded apollo), 675 nucleotides. Lineage: Eukaryota; Metazoa; Arthropoda; Insecta; Lepidoptera; Papilionidae. The record is from the annotation of a GenBank genome assembly.
AUGAAUUUUACUAAUUCCAUAUCAGUGACUAAAGCAUUAAGAGUAUUAGGGGUUUGGUUUGAUUUACCAAAACAAUUAGUUUCAGAUAAUGACCCACCCUCCACGAGUUCAGAAUUUAAACAAUUUUUAGUGACUAACGGGAUAGAACACACGUAUUCAGCACCGUAUCAUUCUUCAUCCAACGGAGCAACUGAAAAUGCAGUUAAAACCUGCAAAAACGUAAUUAAAAAGGCUAUAUCACAGAAAUUAGACGUGGACGUUGCGCUUCUAAGAUUUCUUUUGGUAUAUAGAAAUACUGAACACUGUACCAAGGGAGAGAGUCCAGCAAAAUUAUUACAAGGCCGCGCGUUACGUAUGCGACUUGACUGCUUAAAACCCGAACGAGCAGAUCGCGUUCACACCUCACAGAAACGUCAGCAGUUAGCAUCAGGCGGCUUGCGUCGGAAUUUUAGGGAAGGGGACACAAUUUGGUACCGUAACUAUGGCGCGAGAAGGAAAUGGUUAGAGGGUAAAAUUCAGUUUAAGGUAGGAAAUACGAAUUAUGAAAUUUUAGGUAUCGACGGAAUCGUACACCAUAGACACGCAGACCAAUUAAGACAUGCAUUUAAUGUUGCUUUGAAUGACACGCCCAUACAUAGUGAAAAAUGCAGGCGCAGUUCAUUUAACCCAUUUUAG